Molecule: messenger RNA, 864 nt
Organism: Penicillium cataractarum
Lineage: Eukaryota; Fungi; Ascomycota; Eurotiomycetes; Eurotiales; Aspergillaceae
Exons: 1
Coding region: 1-864 (287 amino acids)
Source: RefSeq, a predicted model, not a curated record
AUGUCCGUCCUCCGCACCAGCCGGACUGCCAGCGUGCAGGUCCGUGGCUUCGCAACUUCACCAAAUCUUCGAGUCGGACCCGAGUCCCCUCAUUUCAUCGAUGUCCCCCGAAUCGUUCAGGCUAGCAAUCCCGCCAAGCCUCGCGUCCAGGGUACCCUCCCAGUUCCCCGCGAGCUCUUCCCGGCUCGUCGUACGGACAAGCCUCGCAAAGCAUACCUCGAUGCCGUGACACCACUUCCCUCGUCCGAGCGUACCGUCAACCCGAAAAGCAGCGACCCCGAGAAGCAGGCCUUCAAGCUGAAGAUGGCGGUUUUGCGGCGCAAGAAUCUGCGGGAAGGUCUGCAGACACUGUACAAGCGGAAGCAAGUAGCGGAGGAGACCAUGUUCAACCGCAGUCUCGAGAACCAGAGGCGACGUGAACGCAUCCUUCAACAACCGGAGCCGGAAGAUGAGCGCUUGACUCGGCCAUCCGUCGUUUCUGCAAUGCAGCCUCAGCCACACACAAUCCUGGCGGACCCUAACCGGGAACAGACUUUGGUUCUUUCGCGGGCGCGGAUGGAGGCCAAGCAGGCCGAAAAAGAUGCGGUGCGCCGCGAUCACCUGCAGUCUCUAUAUAUGAACGCCCGUACCUUCAUCACUACCGAAGAGCAACUUGCCGCCGAGAUCGACCGCGUGUUCCCCGAGGGCGAAAACGAGGCCUGGCGCAACGACCACCAGCACGGCGAGAAUAUCUGGAACUUGGGCAUGCCGCCUACUGUUCAGUCCAUCGUCAACGAGACUCGGAAGAGCGAGACUGCUCGCUGGGAUGUCACUCAAGACCGGGUCAAGAAGCUGGGCGAGCAGAUUACUGGAGGCAAGCUGUGA